This is a messenger RNA of Didymella exigua CBS 183.55, 276 nucleotides long. RefSeq lists its product as uncharacterized. NCBI's taxonomy places the organism in Eukaryota, Fungi, Ascomycota, Dothideomycetes, Pleosporales, Didymellaceae. The transcript is spliced from 2 exons. The record is from RefSeq and is a predicted model, not a curated record. The coding region runs from base 1 to 276 and encodes 91 amino acids.
AUGAUCCAGUUCUUUGAGCACAUGGGCGAUCUAUCUGUAUCAAACGGCAUCCGCUUCCAGGUCUGUUUCUCAAGCCGGCACUACCCGUACAUCACAAUCCGCAACGGCUUGGAGCUAGUGUUAGAGGGACAAGAGGGACACUCGCAAGACAUCACCAACUACGUCGAGACUGAGCUAAAGAUUGAAGCCACUGUGUCUAAGGAGCAGAAAGUCCAAUUUAUACACGAGUCGGUGAGAGACUUCCUACUCAAGGAGAACGGCCUUGGAAAGAUCUAG